Phoenix dactylifera (date palm) is the source of this 916-nucleotide messenger RNA. Its product is annotated as ribulose bisphosphate carboxylase small subunit, chloroplastic-like. The record is from RefSeq and is a predicted model, not a curated record. NCBI's taxonomy places the organism in Eukaryota, Viridiplantae, Streptophyta, Magnoliopsida, Arecales, Arecaceae.
CCUUGCUCCCAUCGUCUCUCUCUCUCUCUUUCUCGAUGACGCCAUAUUUUAAUUGAACCGCCUUCCUUUGUCUCUUUCCCCAACCCCCUUCAAAACCACCUCCCUAGCCCCAUACUCCUCGGCUCCCUCUCUCUCUCUCUCUCUCUGAGAUACAGGGACGAUGUCAUCCGGGUUUCUGUCCGCUGCCCCGGUUGCCGGCUUGGCCUCCAUCGGCCUGAGAUCUGAUGCCUUCGGCAAGCUGUUCCCGGAGACGGGCUCGGUUCAGUGGCGGGCGAGAACCGUCUCUAAUGGCUCCAGAGUCCACUGCAUGAAGACAUGGAACCCAAUCAACAAUAAGAAGUUUGAGGCACUCUCUUAUCUGCCACCCCUCGCUGAGGAAUCAAUAGCAAAGGAGGUCGAUUAUAUGCUCUCAAAAGGAUGGAUCCCCGCCUUGGAAUUCGACGAGGUGGGAGAAGUUCAUAGAGCCAACAGCCGGAACCCCGGCUACUACGAUGGAAGGUAUUGGACACUCUGGAAGCUGCCAAUGUUUGGGUGCACUGAUUCUGCUCAAGUCCUUCAAGAGAUUGGCGAGUGCAAGAAGGCAUACCCGAAUGCUUACAUUCGCAUGCUGGCCUUCAACAGCAAGCGCCAGUGCCAGUGCAUGUCCUUCGUCAUCCACAAGCCCUCCACUACCAGUGCUGCUAAUGCCUGAAGAGCCUUUUUCUGUCUUAAGAAUUUAGUCUCUCCCCUGAACAGGAGAAUAAGAUGGGGACAUGGGACCGUUCUUUUCCUUAAAUCAGCCAUCUCCUAUUUACUCGUUCCUGCUUUUGAGCCGAGUUAUGGUAGUAGCUUAAUGAAAAGAUUUAAGUAAGUGCUUGAUGCAAUAUCUUGGUUCUGUCGACCAAUGAAGUAAACCAUUUCUGGCCUUGGUUGAACA